Messenger RNA from Chelonoidis abingdonii (Abingdon island giant tortoise), 1021 nucleotides. The record is from RefSeq and is a predicted model, not a curated record. Lineage: Eukaryota; Metazoa; Chordata; Testudines; Testudinidae.
UGAGACUUCCCUGCCUCCCAGGAGGCUGAGGAUGAAAUUGGUUCGUGACUGUGAGGCACUCAGGUUCUAUGGCCCUGGGAGUGUAUCUGCAGACAGCUCCCCUGCAAUGUACCUUCGCACACAAAAUGGGCUGGAUUAUGCCUCAUUUCUAAGGCACGCUGGCCGGUGUCACUGGCUGUGUUUGAAAUAGGCCUGCCCAGGCCUUCAGCAAACACACGGGCAGAGAAUCGAGCCUCAUCCUGUGUGGUUUGCAAGUGACUAAAUUUAAAUCUAAAACCCUCUGCCUGCCCCUCUCUGUCCUCCCCCGUGAGCAUGUGCAGGGCUGGCUCUUUAUCUGCAAAUCAGCAAGAGACUUUCCAGUGACACUGCUCUUCUGUUUCCCCGGCCACAGGAGCGUGGGGAGAUAGGUAUUAAUAGAUGAUAAUGAACGAAUGGAAUAAGUAUUUAUCCAACAUGGACAUUCCAGCACCGUCAUGGGAAUCGCUGCUGAGGGCUAUAAAAUACCAUGGCCAGCGAGGGGGAAGCCAGACCAUUCUCGGCAACCUCAACCUGCCAGAAUCUGCCUGCUGCUGGUGCCAGACCCGAGACAGCCCGCCUGGAAAUGAAGGUCACCUCCUUAGCCCUUGUAACACUGCUCCUUGUGGCUCUCUGGAUGGAAGCCCACUCGUUCAGCUUUGAUAGGAAACGCAACACAUGCUGUUAUGCAAGCAAUUUUGUCAAAAAACCAAUCUCCCCGCAACUGAUCCGGAGUGACAGACCCACAGGUCGGAGAUGCUCCCGUCAGGCCGUGAUCGUGAUGCUGCAGAGGGGGAAGGAAGUCUGUGUCGAUCCCAGCGCAGAAUGGUUCAAGACGUACAAAGAAAACCAGAAAAACUCCUUAAAGAAACUUGGUCUCUGGGUCUGAGACAGCAGCAGCUGGACACGAUCUCAGUUUCACACGCUACAUUAUUUAUAUGCACUGACGUACCAGUGUAUGGUUUAGCUGAUUUAUUUUUCUAGUCCUGUUAAUUUAUGUGAAAAA